CCCCUGCGGGGAAGGGGACGCAGCCGUGACCCGCUUCUCUUUCUCCCCCGCAGGAGGACGAAGGAGCCCGUCGGGGGAAGGAAGAAGGCGCCGCCAGAGAGGAGGAGCAGGACAGCGGGCCAGGCGGAAGAGCCCUGCUCGGUCCCGGCGCGGGUUCCCCGGCACACGGAGGGGAAAGGCCGGGAGGCCCCGAGGCUGCAGGACGGAUGAGCCCCGGGGGACCCCAGGAAAGUGGACUGCCCGGAGGGCGAUGCGGGGAGGAGGACACGGGCGGAGAUCCCGAGACGGGCCUGGAGGGCGGAGGGUCCCUCGGAGGACCCGGGAAUCCCCAGAAAAUCCAGGAGGGAGAUAACAAGUAUCAGUGCCCGGAAUGCGAAAAAUCUUUCAAAAAUAAUGGCUGUCUUCAGAGCCAUCAAAGGAUCCACUCGGGAGAGAAAACUUAUAAAUGCCUCCAGUGUGGAAAGAGCUUCAGUUAUUUCGGAAGCCUUUGUAGACAUCAGGAGAAACCAAAUUGCCUGGAGGGCAGAGGUUCUCUUGGAAGAGCCCGGACGCCUCGAAGGACCCAGGAGGGAGGAAAGGAAUAUCAGUGCUCGGAAUGCGACAAAUCCUUCAAAAGUAAUGGCUGUCUUCAAAAACAUCUAGGAAUCCACUCAUUAGAGAAAACGUAUAAAUGCAUGGAGUGUGGAAGGAGCUUCAGUUACUUGGCAAACCUUUGUAGGCAUCAAAGGGUCCAUUUGAUAGCGGAACCGAAUAAAUGCCUGGAAGGCGGAGAGUCCUUCAGAAGACCUGGGAAUCCCCAAACGAUCCAGGAGGUAGAAAGGAAAUAUCAAUGCCGAGAAUGCGAAAAAUCCUUCAGAAGAAAAGACCAUCUUGAAAGCCAUCUAUGGAUCCACUUAGGUGACCCACCAUUUAAAUGCCUGGAGUGUGGAAAGAACUUCGAUCAUAGGAGCAACUUUGAUCGACAUCAAAGAGUCCAUUCAGGAGAAAAACCUUAUAAAUGCCUGGAGUGUGGAAAGAGCUUCAGUCAGAGGAGCGGCCGUGAUAGCCAUCUAAGAACCCACACAGGAGAAAAACCAAAUAAAUGCCUGGAUUGUGGAAAGAGCUUCAGUGAUAGAAGCAACCUUUAUAGACAUCAAAGGAUCCAUUUGAUAGAGAAACCGAAUCAAUGCCUGGAGGACGGAGAGUCCUUCGGAAGACCCAGUAAUCCCCAAAGGAUCCAGGAGGAAGGAGAGAAAUAUCAGUGCCUGGAAUGCGAAAAAUCCUUCAAAAAAAAUAUUGAUCUUGAAAACCAUCUAAGAAUCCACACAGGAGAAAAACCUUAUAAAUGUUUUGAGUGUGGAAAGAGUUUCAAUCAUAUUAGCAGCUUAUAUAAACAUGACAGAAUCCAUUUACAAAAAGUGUACGAAUGCUGGGAAUGUGAAAAACCCUUCAAAACAAUUCAAAUUCUUGAAAAACAUGAAGGCAUUCACUCCAGAAAAAAAACAAAUAAAUGCCUGGAGGGUGGAGGGGCUUUUGGAAAACCCAAGAAUCCCCAAAGGAUCCACGAGAAAAAAAAGAAAUAUCACCCAGAAUGUGAAAAAUCCUUCAAAAAGAAUAACUAUCAUGAAAACCAUCUAAGAAUCCACACACAAGAAAAUCCUUAUAAAUGCCUCAAAUGUGGAAAGAGCUUCAGUCAGACAAACAGCCUUUAUGUACAUCAAAGGAUUCACUCAGGAGAGAAACUGUAUCAAUGCCUGGACUGUGGAAAGAGAUUUAUUGAUAGUGGAACCUUCCAUAAACAUGAAAGGUUUCACACAGGAGAAAAAUCAUAUAAAUGUCUGGAUUGUGGAAAGGGCUACAAUUGGAGAGGACACCUUAUUAUACAUCAAAGAGUCCACUUAGGAUUGAAAAAGCAAAAACACCUGGGGUGUAGAAAGAGCUUCAGUGAGAGGAGAAGAGAAGACUCAGGAAUCUUCAAAGAAUCCACGAGGGAGAAAAGAACUUUACUGAGUAGACGCCUUCAUCGACAUCGAAAGGUUCCCAUGGGGGGAAAUGCUACAUAUGCCUGAGUGUGGAAAGAUCU
Molecule: messenger RNA, 2062 nt
Organism: Notechis scutatus (mainland tiger snake)
Lineage: Eukaryota; Metazoa; Chordata; Lepidosauria; Squamata; Elapidae
Source: RefSeq, a predicted model, not a curated record